Triticum dicoccoides is the source of this 4142-nucleotide messenger RNA. Its product is annotated as C2 and GRAM domain-containing protein At1g03370-like. The record is from RefSeq and is a predicted model, not a curated record. NCBI's taxonomy places the organism in Eukaryota, Viridiplantae, Streptophyta, Magnoliopsida, Poales, Poaceae. The transcript has 9 exons. Bases 722 to 3826 code for a protein of 1034 amino acids.
CGGCUGCGGGGGCUGCGGCAGUUUGAAAGUCAGCAGCAGACUCAGCAGAGGGAGGGAGGCGACGCGGGCAGUGAAGUCACUCCUUUUCUCCAAAAAUUCUCCCUCAUUUUCCAUCUCCUCUCCUCUCCUCUUCUCCCUCCCCAAAUCAAAGUCUUCAAUGCCCCCAAACCCACCGCCCAUUCCCCCUCCCUCCCCCAAGAAACCCUCCUCCCGCCGCCGGAACCCCGCCCCGCUCUCCGCCAGGCCCUGAGCCCUACUCGACUCGCCGUGCAUCCUCUCCGCGUGGCGCUCAUCGCUGUUCCUUUUCUCGAAUCUUCUAGUAUUUCCCGGUCUUUCGGGGGAUCCCCUUCCUUUUUGUUGCUUCAUUCUGGAAAGCGCCCAGUCGUUUUCCCCGGAUUCGCCGCGCUUCAAUCUGGAUUGUUUGAUUCGUUUUGCUCGCUCGCUUGCUUCCAACUUUAUGUGGUCUCAGCUCUCUCCCGCGUUUCCUGGACCCAGCAAGCGAACGCCGCCUUCUUCUGCUACUUCUCGCUGAUUUGAUUCGAUCCCAACCGCCGCCAUGAUUUCGUUCUGAACUCCUUCGCAAAAAAAAAAGAGCUGAAUUUCAGUCUGAAUUCAAAAAAGGAGAAUUAAAAAAGAGGUCGAAGCUUCUUGAUUUGAUUUGAACCACGCAGACCGCCCGAAUUAAUCUUGACAACAACAAAAACAAGAAAGAAAGAAAGAAAUGAGGCUUGUGGUGCAUGUGCUGGAGGCCCGCAACCUCCCGGCGGCGGAGGCGCAGGGGCUGGGCGACCCGUACGCCAAGCUGCAGCUGGGGAGGCAGCGGGCCAAGACCAAGGUGAUCAGGAAGUCGACCAACCCCGUCUGGGACGAGGAGUUCGCCUUCCGGGUCGGGGACCUCAAGGAGGAGCUCCUCAUACGCAUCACCGACGAGGACAAGUACUUCUCCGACGACUUCCUGGGCCAGGUCAAGGUGCCCCUCUCCGCCGUGCUCGACGCCGACAACCGUUCCCUCGGGACGCGCUGGUACCCGCUGCAGCCCAAGAGCAAGAAGUCCAAGAUCAGAGAUUGCGGAGAAAUUCAUCUUACUAUAUCUCUAUCUCAAAGUUAUCCUGAAGAGACAGCGACACUUGCACAUUGGGCUUCAGACGACUUUGCAUCAAGUUCAGACAAAUCAAGUGAACUUAGGAAGGGAUCUUCUUUGCCAAAUAUUCAUAUAGAACAAUCCACAUCGCCACCAGUUAGUGAUGAAGCAGAAAUUACCAAGCAGGAUAAAUCAAAUGUUGGUCCAUCAUUUGUCAACCGGCUAAAUCAAUUUUUUUCAGUAAAACCAAAAGACACAGAAGCUUCUGUUCCACCUCUCUUCAAGCAUGACCAUGGUUUGGAUACUCUUGAAGAAAUGCCGUUAACAAGCUCACAACUUUCUGAUGAGCAGGACUCUGAAACUAGUGCAAAUAUGUUGUUUGAUGAACUACUGAAGGCCUUUGCAUCUAAGCAUGAAGGGAAUGAUAUGCCUGGACAUUUGUCAGGUGGAGUUCUUAUUGAUCAGGUUUAUGCAGUUGCACCCAGUGACUUGAAUACACGUCUUUUCUCACCAAGUUCAGACUUUCUGCAAUCACUAGCGAAGAUGCAAGGGACUACUGGUCUGGAUAUUCAACACUGGAGACUUGAAAAUGAUGGUGAGGUCUUGAAGAGGGUUGUAACCUACACAAAAGCUGCUACUAAACUAGUUAAAGCCGUGAAAGCAACAGAAGACGUGGCAUAUCUGAAGGCAGAUGGAGAUAUGUAUGCAGUUUUAGCAGAUGUUAGUACUCCUGAAGUCCCUUUUGGCAAUAAUUUUAGGGUGGAGAUUUUGACCUGUAUAAUGCCAGGGCCUGAACUAAGAGAUGAUGAAAGAUCUUCACGACUUGUAAUCUCUUGGCGCUUAAAUUUCAUGCAAAGUACCAUGAUGAAGGGCAUGAUAGAAAAUGGUGCAAAACAAGGAUUGAAGGACAACUUCAAUCAGUUCUCUGAACUUCUGGCUCAAAAUGUCAGACCAGUUGAUGCAAAAGAUACAACAACAAAUAAUGAAAGCUUGUCUUCCAUGCAACCGGAAACAGAAUCUGAUUGGAAACUAGCAUUCCGAAUCUUUGGAAAUUUUACUGUUGUAUCCUCAAUUGUUGCACUUAUUUAUGUUUUUGCACACAUCAUCCUUGCAAGUCCUAGUAUAAUUCAAGGUCUCGAGUUCCCUGGCCUGGACUUGCCAGAUUCUGUUGGUGAAGUUGUGGUUUGUGGAGUUCUUGUUCUGCAAGGACAACGUGUCCUUAAUAUGAUUGCACGGUUUGUCCAGGCAAGGAGGCGAAGAGGCGGUGAUCAUGGUGUCAAAGCAAAAGGCGAUGGCUGGUUGCUGACUGUUGCUUUGAUAGAUGGGACCAACUUAGCAGCAACAAAGUCAUCUGGUUACUCUGAUCCAUAUGUUGUAUUUACUUGCAAUGGACAGACAAAGACAAGUUCGAUUAAGUUUCACACUCUUGAGCCUCAAUGGAAUGAAAUUUUUGAAUUUGAUGCCAUGGAAGACCCACCCUCAGUGAUGGAAAUAAACGUAUAUGAUUUUGAUGGACCCUUUGAUGAAGUUGCCUCCCUUGGUCACGUUGAAGUAAAUUUCUUGAAAUAUAGUAUAUCUGAGCUUGCCGACAUUUGGAUUCCUCUCAAGGGAAAGCUGGCUCAAGCAUGUCAAUCAAAAUUACAUUUGAGAAUUUUCUUGAACAAUUCAAGGGGUACAGAAGUUGUGAAGGAUUACCUGGACAGGAUGGAGAAAGAGGUUGGCAGAAAGAUUGCUAUGCGGUCACCUCACACGAACCUAGAGUUCCAGAAGAUCUUUUCUUUGCCACCAGAAGAAUUCCUUAUCAAUGAUUUUACCUGCCAUUUAAAGCGCAAGAUGCUCACACAGGGUCGCUUGUUUUUAUCCCCAAGAAUUAUUGGGUUCUACACCAAUCUUUUUGGCCACAAAACAAAAUUCUUCUUUCUUUGGGAAGAUAUUGAAGAGAUCCAACUGGUCCCUGCAACCCUAUCUUUGAUGGGAAGCCCAUCUCUGCUGAUUACCCUUCGCAAGGGCAGAGGAAUGGAUGCAAGGCAUGGAGCAAAGCAACUGGACGAUGAAGGGAGACUCAAGUUUCAUCUCCAGUCCUUUGUGUCAUUCAAUGCGGCACAUAAAACAAUAAUGGCACUGUGGAAGGCGAGAUCUUUGACCCCUGAAGAAAAAAUUCAGCUGGUAGAAGAGGAAUCAGAAGCGAAAGACCUCCAAACUGAGGAAGGUGGAUCUUUCUUAGGCAUAGAGGAUGUCAAAAUGUCAGAAGUAUUUUCAUCUACAAUACCUUUUGACGUGCCAAUACUCAUGGGCAUAUUUGAGGGUGGUCCUGUGGAGCGUCGAAUUAUGGAGAAAGUUGGCUGUAUGGACUACUCUGUGACAGCAUGGGAACCUGUCAGGGACGAUGCGCACCAGAGACAAGUCCAUUGCAGGCUUGACAAGAAAGUGGCACGCCGUGAUGGUGAAGUAAUGAGCACCCAACAGAAGUCCCCAUUACCUGAUAAGAAUGGAUGGCUCAUUGAAGAAGUGAUGACAUUUGAAGGCAUUCCAGUUGGCGAAUGUUUCAAUCUCCAUAUUCGAUACCAGUUGGAGCAGGCCUCGUCCAAGCAGAAGUCAUGCAGUGUCCAAGUAUUUAUCGGCAUGGCAUGGUUAAAGAGCUGCAAGAAUCGAAAGAAGAUCACGCAAGAAGUGGCAUCCAAGUUGUCUUCUCGCCUCAAGAAGAUAUUCAGCCAACUUGAGAAGGAACUCAUACCAGCUAACUAGGAGCCAUUUUUCGCAUCUUAUUUUCUCUUCUGCACAUUCAGCCAACUUGAGAAGGAACUCAUACCAGCUAACUAGGAGCCAUUUUUCGCAUCCAACUUUUGCUGGUCCACAUACAUAUAUGGAUCACCAGAAAGCAUCUUCAGCAUUGACCUAUUUUGAGUUUCGGUGAGAAUUGUACAUAGUGAGGAUGAUUCCACGGGCCAAUUGGAGAACUAAAAGAAGGGCCAAGAAUGUAGUUUGAUUAGGCCCUGUUUGGUUCCAAAUAAGUCACCAACUUAUAAGUCAAAAAGUGGAAAAAGUGACUUAUUUUGCCAAA